This is a messenger RNA of Miscanthus lutarioriparius, 654 nucleotides long. NCBI's taxonomy places the organism in Eukaryota, Viridiplantae, Streptophyta, Magnoliopsida, Poales, Poaceae. The record is from the annotation of a GenBank genome assembly.
AUGGCGUUCUAUGAGGGCUGGUGCAGCGGCAAGAACGACGAAGGCUGCUGCUCCGACUGCAGCUGGACGCAGAUCGCCAUCUGGACCGUCGUCGUCCUCGUCGUGUGCGGCGUCAUCAUCGUCCUCGUGCUCGCCUUCGGCGUGGUGCGCCCGCCCAAGGCCACCGCCGACGACGCCGUGCUGCAGCGGUUCGCUCUGACCCCCGCAGACCCGGCGUCCAACUCCACCGUCUCCUACAACGUGACGGCCACGGUGUCGCUCCGGAACCCCAACAUGUACCGCGCCAUCGAGUACGGCGCGCUCGCCGUGACCUUCUCCUUCAACGGCACCCGCUUCGACGACUCCGCGUCCGUGCCCGCGUUCGAGCACAAGCCGCGGAAGACGGCCACGGUGAGCGUGACGGUCGGCGGCGCGGACAAGCCCAUCAAGCUGAGCAAGCCCGGGGUGGGCGAGUUCCGGGCGGAGAACGACACGGGGAAGUUCGGCGUGGAGAUGCGGCUCGACACGGUGCUCCAGUACAAGGGCCGCUCUGCCAAGUGCCCGCUCGUCGUUGUGUGCCCGCUCCAGCUCCAGCUCGUCGACCCGGACGUCGCCGCCACCGCGUUCCAGCGGACCAAGUGCACCAUCCUCCGCGCCAAGAAGUCCGGGUGCUAG